GUGUGUUUGUUGUUAACGCGUUGACUCCACCCAAGUUGCAAAGCAAGUUAACGUUUAUUUAAAGCGUUGUUUUAUAAAUAAGAGAUGAAGCAACGAAGUUUAGCGGGUAACUGUGGCAUUGCAGUGUUUGUCAUUGCCCUUGUGACUGUGGCAUUGGCAUUCGGUACGCCGAACUGGCUAGUAAGCGACUCUAGGAUACGAGGGGCUAAAAUGGAACGCCUUGGUCUUUGGAGUCACUGCUUCAGGUCAUUACCUGAUCCCUUGGACCAAUACCAAAGACGCUUCUUUGUCGGUUGUCGGUGGGUUUACGACCCAUUCACGACAGGAUACGACAAAAUACGUGGCUAUUUGCUUCCAGCGUUCAUGAUAGCAACCCAGUUCUUCUUCACCAUAUGCCUCAUCGGUGUUCUGAUAUCAAUGAUAUUGGUUUUAAUAUUCUUCCUCUGCUGCGGACCGGAGCAGGGCAGAUAUGAACUACUCAUCAAGAGUAUAGGAUAUAUUAUGUUAACUGCAGGAAUAAGUGGAUGUAUAGCAGUCAUUGUUUUCGCCUGUACGGGGAACACUGAUGGAUGGAUGCCGGAUCACGCGAAUAAUUAUUUAGGAUGGUCCUUCGGUUUGGGAGUAGUAGGAGCUGUUGCAUGUUUAAUAACAGGUGCAUUAUUCCUGACGGAGGCAAAUAUACAGACAAAGAAGAGAAGGAGAUUUAAGGAAUCCCAAGCACGAUUCGAGUUGGAAGAGGAGUCGAAAGCAUAGUGCCUUUAUUAUGUGAGGAGUAUUAUCUAAAUUUAACAGUUUGGUGUUUAAUAAUCCAGCUAAUUUUUCUUCUAAAAAAAGUACAUCUGUCUCUUUUUAUCACGACGUAAACACAAUUUGAUAGAAAGGGACGAAAGAGUGCUUUAGUUAACAAAAUUCAAUUUAGAUUGUUCUAGUAAUUAUCAAUGAAGUAUUUCAUAAUGUCCACCAAAACAGUAGAUUCUAUAUUAUUCGCCUUCCAAUAUCUCCAUUGGCAAAAAUAUUUAGCUAAACAAAUCAAUACAGAAUCAGCCCGCCAUCUUGCAAACAGAAAUAGGCGCGCAAAUUGAUAGAUUGACAGAUGACAGCAUUGUCUAUUAUAUAAUGUACUUUGUAUAUUAUUAUACAUAAGGGCAUAGUGUCAGAGGGUGAAUCAAUAUUGUUUAAAAAGUGUACCAUUAUUUUCUACACUAAUAUAUUAAUACCCUGAGUAACAUAGGCUAUAUUUAUUUCAAAAAUUAUGGCUGGAAGCCUCAGCCCUAGUGGCCUAUACAAUAUUUUAUAGUUCAUAAGCAUUCUUUUAUAUAAAAUAUCAGUGUCAGAAGUUGCGUAUGAUUAUUAUAUUAACAUGUUUGCUUUAAAAUAUUACUACAAGCACUAUAGAUUACUGAUAGCCCUAAGCACAAACUCAUCAAAUAUAUCAAAUAAUUUCAUCAAAAUUGGCCAGUAGUUUUUAAGAUGGAUUAACAACGUUGUGAGAUAAUUAAACUUGGUUGAUUUUUUUUGUAUAAUUUACUAGAUGCUAUUGAAACAAAGCAUUUUUUUUUGUAUCUCAGAAUGGCCACAGUCCUAAUCAAGUAAUUGUAACUGUUGUAUUAUUAUUUGAUUUAAUGCAUUCCUGAGAACGAUUAAAUUCUAAAUAUGUAACUUUUAAUGACAUUUAACUUUAUCAGAAUUAAUAAAAGCACUGAAAUGUAUUUAGACUUAAAACAGAUACUUUAAGUAGUAGGAUUUUUUAAUUAAUUUUUGCUCCGUCCAUAGAGUAAGUUUUUUUGUGUGUUAUAUCUGUGCUAUGUAUAAUAUUCUUUCACUAUAAUUUAAAUAAUAAAAGUAAACCACCUAUUUUAGCUGCAAGCCAUUGUUGUAAGUUAAUGGUAGGUAAUAUAAAUUUACCCCAUUUUUAUACAAGUGAGUCCUUUUGUUUAUCUCAACAUCUAUAUUAAUGACAGACACAAUUUUACAGUGAGAUGAAAAAGUACUUGAUUUAUACUAUGCAUCAAACUGUUAUUGUCUUUAUUAAUAUUGGGAAAAGGAUCUUAAGUAUUCCGUCCAAACUUUAAAUUAGUUAAGUGAAUUGUGCCGUCCUCGAUUUUGUAUACUAUAAGUAUUUUUUAUUAUAUUAAUCUCAAUACAAUUUGUAUAUCAAAGUUACUUAGUUAUUGCCACUAAUAUUUAAGAGCAAAUUAAUUAUAUAAGCACUAAGCAGGUACUCUGUUCCCUUUAAUGGACUGUCCUGAUAUCUUUAUGUAUACAUUUUCUAUGCGGAUAGCAAUAUCUGAAAUGAAUCAUCUCUUAGGAAAACCUAACAAUGAAGUCGGGAUCACAAUUGGAAGUAACAGAGUGCUGGUGCUGCUCUUCACAAAACAUUUACCGUUCAAUGAUAUUGUAACUAAUUUAGUUAGUUUUUAGUUAUUGUAUGAAAUUUUAAUAAAUUUAUACAGUUAA
Molecule: messenger RNA, 2457 nt
Organism: Pieris brassicae (large cabbage white)
Lineage: Eukaryota; Metazoa; Arthropoda; Insecta; Lepidoptera; Pieridae
Gene: sinu
Exons: 6
Coding region: 85-753 (222 amino acids)
Biological process (GO): septate junction assembly; regulation of tube size, open tracheal system
Cellular component (GO): septate junction; membrane
Source: RefSeq, a predicted model, not a curated record